Molecule: messenger RNA, 1102 nt
Organism: Salvia splendens (bonfire salvia)
Lineage: Eukaryota; Viridiplantae; Streptophyta; Magnoliopsida; Lamiales; Lamiaceae
Exons: 3
Coding region: 181-849 (222 amino acids)
Source: RefSeq, a predicted model, not a curated record
CUGCUCUGUAAACCGUUUCUCGCGGCCAAAAAUCUGCAUAAGAUGUGGAUUUUUUUGUUUCGUUUGUGUGAUUUUUCUUUGUUAAAGAUAUACUCCCCUUUUGAUGAAUUAGGGUUUCGUAUUUUCGGGCUUGAUAAUUUUCAUGCUAUUUUUCUUGGAAAUUAGGGACUUUGGUUUGACAUGUCGAGGCGAACACUUUUUGUCUUCAAAAAGCUCUUCCCCGGCGGCGGGUCCACUACCCCUAUCCGAUCUGUGUCGACACCAAUAUCCGGCGGCGGUGAUGGAUCAAUUUUAACCAAUUUGUUUGAUAAAUGGUGCGAGGACCGUGGAAAGAAAUAUGCUUCGGAGGAAGAAAAACAACGGAGGCUCAAAGUGUUUGAACGCAACUAUGACACAAUUAUUAAGUCCGGUAAUCGUGUCAAACUCCAUCGGUAUGGUUACCUUGAUGUUGAUGGCCGGGUUGCCUUUUGCGUAGAUGUUUUCGACGAAAAGAAAUACGCUUCUAAACAGAUGAUUCACUGUUACUGCCCACUUGAAUGGGAUGAAGUUAUACGGAGGCUUCACUUCAAAAAACUCAAAUUGGUGGUGGUGGAGUUUAGUCUUUCAUGGCAAGCGCCGAUUCUGUCCAAGACAGCCAAGAAGACUCCCAAUGUUCUAUUUUUGAAGCUGGACUGUGAUGAUGAUAUGGGGAUGCAAUGUGUUGCUCGGCGCUACAAGAUCAAGGUAUUCCCCUCCAUUGUGUUCUUCAAGGAGGGGGCUGUAAUGGAGAGGAUUCAGACUACGGAGGAAGAAGCUGUUGCAGCUAAAAUCACCCGACUAUAUGAUCUUCGUAAUCCUGUCGACGCUUAAGAUAUUACUACCGGAGUAGUACUAUAUAUAUGUGACUUGAGCUCCUUAGAUGAUUUCCACCAGCUUCAUAAAAUUAUACUCCUAAUUAUCUAAUUACAAUAUUAGUUUAUGUUUUUAUUUAACUAUAGUAUUUCAUUAUUUGUCUUUUUUAUGUAUUUGAAUUUUUUAGAAUUCUUUUAAGAUGGGAAUUAAGAGUAUAAUUAUUUGUAUGGUAUAUUAAAGAGUUGAUAUUGAAUUGUAUUAUGAUUCAUAA